AUGGACUCUCCUUCUAUGGAUCUGAUUGUGGUUUCUGAUGUGCUCUGUGUUACAGUUGUGCAGGGUCAGGACUGGGAAGCGGUUUACCUCUCUACAGACAUCUGUGCUGCCAGAGGAUCAACAGUGAACAUCAGCUGCACCUACUCAUACCCACCCACUGUAACUAUAAGAAAACAAUUCUGGCAUGCUGAAAAUAGAAUUGAUUUGAUGGACGAACCAGCCUACAGAGAUCGUGUGACGUAUAUCUGUGGUAACAACAACAACUGCACUGUGAGAAUCACAGAGCUGAAAUACAGCGACUCAAAGACUUACUACUUCAGGCUUAUUGGAGAACGAAAUCCUGACAAAUGGACUUUUACGCCUGGACCCUCACUGAAGGUCACAGAGCUGAGUUGUCACAGCAGCUGCAGUAGUCCUUCCUACAUCUGGUUCAAGAACGGACAGAAAGUUCACGAGGAUGCUGCUUUUUACACGGGACAUUUGAAUCCUGGAGACGGCGUCUCCUGUGCUCUGAGGGGACACGAGGACCACCGCACUCCUUCGCUGUAUGCUCCAAAGAAUUUCUCUGUGUCAGUGAGUCCUUCUGGUGAGAUAGUGGAGGGCAGUUCAGUGACUCUGACCUGUAGCAGUGAUGCUAACCCAGCAGCUAAAUACACCUGGUACAAGGGGAAACAAACACUGCUUCAAGAACUACAAGGAUGUUAUCAUUUCGCCCCCAUCAGCUCUGAGGACAGAGGGAUCUACUACUGCAAGUCUGAGAAUCCACAUGGAGAGGUCAAGUCUUCACCUCAAUUCAUAGAUGUCCAGUGUGAGUAUUAUAGUGUGAAGCCAACCAUCUACUCUUUGAGUCCCUCUGCUGAGAUAGUGGAGGGCAGUUCAGUGAAUCUGACCUGUAGCAGUGAUGCUAACCCAGCAGCUAACUACACCUGGUACAAAGAGGGUGAAGACUCAUCAAAAGCAUCAGGACAGAUCUUCACCAUCACUGACUUCAGAGCUGAACACAGUGGGAAUUAUUACUGUGAAGCUCAGAACAACAGAGGACGUCGUAACUCCACAUUAAAUCUGGCUGUUGUAAGUGAUUCCAGUUACGUGGCAGUAAUAACUGCAACAACAGCUAUUUUAAUCACUUUAUUAUUCCUCCUUGUCUUGCUAUGGAUUAGAAAAAAGAGGGCCUCUAAGCAACCUCCGGAGCCUGUAAAAGGACCGGACAAAAGAGCACAGAAACAACCAGCAGAGGAGAAGAGUGGCCUUCACUAUGCCAGCGUCCGCUUCUCUAAGAAACAAGCAGAUCCUCUCUACUCGAAUACCACACCAUAUCUGGUCCAAACACCCAAAAAGGAAGAGAAUGUGUUGUACGCUGCUAUCACAUUUAACAAUGGCAAUACACUCCCAGGAAACAAUACUCAGGAAACUGGAGAGGAUCCAGCUGUGUUGUACAGCACAGUCAACAAAAGCUCUGAAAAACAUGGAAACCAGAAGCUCUAAUCUCCUCUUCAUAUGUGGUUUAUUUAUUGAUUUUUUAAAUCUUUUUUUUUUAGAGGGUAACUACAUUGAAAUGUUAUUUCUCAGGAGAGACAGUAUAGACAAAAUAUUUUUUAAAAGCCAUGUACCAACCGUUUCCACCCACUCAGCAUGACGUAGAAUAAUGAUAAAUUGUUGGCAAAGGUUAUUGUAAUUUUCUUUAUGUAUAUAAUGUUGAGCACUUUAUCAAUGUAGCACCCUGCUUUUGGAAUAUUGCUGGACAUACAUUUGAUUUGGUCCAAAUAUACUGUCUAUGUAUAAUGGAUUUAAGGCUAUUUGCUGUAAGAGUGCAUAACCUAUGCAUCACUCUUUUACAGCAGCUAAUAUUUAUUAAUUAUCAGUUAGAAUAGCAGGCAUAGUCAUUGUUUCUCAUGCACUGGUCAAUUUUUUUUUUCACAGUUAUACUGUGAAGUAAAAAUAAUUAGCCCCACUUUUACCUGCUGCAACAUUACAUUAAUGAACACAAUAAUUCUGGAAUGAGCAUUUCUGUAUAAUGAAUACUUGUUUACUUUAACUUGAGUAAGAUUUUGAAUUCAGGAUUGUUUUUGUAACAGCAUUUUCUUACACUGUGGUAAUUGCUAAUUUUACUAGAAUAAAAGUUAUAAACUAAACUGGUUAUUUGAGAACAUAACAUUUUCAGAUCUAGUUGUAAUUCCACACGGCUGCCACUAGAUAUCAAUAAGAAGCAACAUUUUACUGAAAGCAAAUCAACUCUGACAUCCUGUCAAGUACAUUUCACUCUCGUC
This is a messenger RNA of Anoplopoma fimbria (sablefish), 2267 nucleotides long. RefSeq names its product B-cell receptor CD22-like. Lineage: Eukaryota; Metazoa; Chordata; Actinopteri; Perciformes; Anoplopomatidae. The record is from RefSeq and is a predicted model, not a curated record. The coding region runs from base 1 to 1485 and encodes 494 amino acids. The transcript is spliced from 8 exons.